This is a messenger RNA of Cladocopium goreaui, 1076 nucleotides long. The record is from the annotation of a GenBank genome assembly. NCBI's taxonomy places the organism in Eukaryota, Dinophyceae, Suessiales, Symbiodiniaceae.
CUAGGCUCGUCUAGGCCACCACCUUACUCACAUGAAAUGCCUUGGCUCCUUGCCAAAAUGCUUCUUUGCAUUUCUUUUCUCAGCCUGCGCUGAGCAGCACGGAUCAUGGGUGCCCCCUGUCCCUGUCGAAGGGAAAACAAUGGAUGGGCAGCAGUGCAAAUCGCCCGUUCUUUUACAGCAACAUGUGUCCGCAUCCAAAGUUGCGUAUGUUUGGUACCUAGCAGACAGUGAUAGCAACGUAGCUUGUGCAAUUCUGGUGGCUGCUUCCGCAGUGUCAAAGCAUCAGCACCGACACAAUGCCGACUUGGUGGUAGUCUACAACCAGGACGUUCCUGAAAAGCCACGCUUUGCAAAGCUUGGGAUCAAAUUGAUCCACGUUAAAGAAGCUAUGUCCAAAGGCUCUUGGCAAUGGGGCGAGUCCUUUCUGAAGCUCAGAGUAGCUGAACUCUUCCAGUACAAUCGAGUGAUUUACUUCGACGCAGAUGCUUUCCCUUUGGGCAGUUUGGAGAACUUGUUCGAUAUUGCCAAGUUCCCUGUGGAGAUUGCGGCUCCCCGUGCAUACUGGCUAGACCAACCAUACGUACAAAGCGGAGGCCCCAUGGUCAUUGAUCCUCGGAAAGUCUUCUAUCAGAAGGACUUCUUUGAUCCAAUGAAUGCAUCAGUUGGACAGAUUGGCAGUGAAAUGGAUUGGGUCAAUUUGCACUUUCGUGAUCGCGUCGAUAUGUUGGACGGAUUCUAUGCCCUACUGAUUGGAGAAUGGUGUGCCAGUGACGGCAUGUACCAGUACUGGCAGAAAGAAUUUGGAAAGGGCCCUGAGUGGAUCAUGGAGAAGGCUGCUAUGGUUCAUUUCAUCGCUGACUGGAAGCCUUGGGACCUCACUGUUGAAGGUCUUAAGGACAAAUGCCCGGAUUCACAGCCACAACUUCUGCAGUUGUUUCAGAAAUGGUGGGAUGCCAAGGCCGAUGUUUGCUGAAGCAGGAAAGCCCAUCGGAUGCGCUUGAAAGAUUUCAACAUUAUGAUACAUUAUUGAAAAGGACGUAGCUUUGUGUCCGGUUUUCCGCCUGAGAUGAAUGGUC